Molecule: messenger RNA, 1167 nt
Organism: [Torrubiella] hemipterigena
Lineage: Eukaryota; Fungi; Ascomycota; Sordariomycetes; Hypocreales; Clavicipitaceae
Source: the annotation of a GenBank genome assembly
CAUAGCUUUCGCCUUGGUAGACAGCCAGCAGUUCGACUGCAUCUUGAGCCAAUCGGAUUCGUGACGCACAGCUGCAGGCAGCCAUCAGCACCACUAAGACGCCGUCUUGUUGCGGCGCACGCAGGCGAUCCGUCCAAACGAUUGGUACGGACUUUUGAACAACGCGGAACUACCAGUGCCCCUAGUCGGCCCCUCACGACACGGACCCUCAUGAUAAAUGGAUGCUGAUAACGACGCAAGAGCUGCUGCCCCGUCCGCUUCUGCAGCCACUGGCUCGACUGCUGGCGACAUCCCUCUUGCACCAGCACGAACCACCUCCUCCAGAAUUGGCUUGCGGGUUCGACGCCUGUCGACAAACGAACGGAUAAAUGAGAUUCUAGAGACAGGUCGAGAUCGCGCUGAAGGCAUGGGUUCCGAUCCCGCAUCGAUUCUAAAACGCCAGGCGAGCCGGAAGGCUCUCGAUGAAGAGGACGAUGAAACAACGGGUCUGGCUGGUCGAAGCUCUGGGCAAAACUACAUGUCCAUGAAUGCCCGUCGAACUGGUGCCGCAGCGCAGUCUGUACAUAGCGGCGGACGAGCGGGAUCUACUGCGGUAGCUGAUGACAGCGCUGCGAACAGAGCCACCAACAAGGCUUGGUGGACCCAAUUCCGGUCCAUUGAGCUGGAGAAUAAGGGCAGUGUGGCAAGAGACCAUCUUGCGCUAGAGCGAACAUUCCUUGCCUGGCUGCGAACGUCUUUGGCGUUUGCUUCAAUUGGAAUUGCAGUUACUCAACUCUUCCGUCUCAACAAGUCACUUCAAGAGGGCGGCGACGACACGAAUAAUGGCACACUGCGCAGGUUGGGAAAGCCUCUUGGUGCGGGCUUCUUAGGAAUUAGCAUUCUGAUUCUGCUCCUUGGGUUCAAGCGGUACUUUCAUGGGCAGAAGUGGAUUAUCGAAGGCAAAUUCCCUGCCAGUCGAGGCACCAUUAUCUUGGUUGCGCUGCUUGGAAUGGCCAUUAUGUUAGUAUCCUUGGUUGUCGUCAUUGUCAUCCAUCCGUCGGAUGAAGACCUGUAGUUCACGUUUUGUUUGAUUUUGGCUAUUUUUGAGUUUGGAAACUUGUACAGAUAUCUAGAGAAAACUUAUACCCCUAUUUUAACUAAAAUGAUAUUUCUUGCAAACUUGCAAAG